Molecule: messenger RNA, 2551 nt
Organism: Laetiporus sulphureus 93-53
Lineage: Eukaryota; Fungi; Basidiomycota; Agaricomycetes; Polyporales; Laetiporaceae
Product: acetylornithine deacetylase
Exons: 2
Coding region: 72-2366 (764 amino acids)
Molecular function (GO): hydrolase activity
Source: RefSeq, a predicted model, not a curated record
CCGUCAUCUGGCCAUGUAUCUUGAGGCAUGAUGCUUGAUAGAGGAGGCACAACUCACAGCGUGCUGGAAUCAUGGCUCGCAUCUAUCAUAACCGUCGCGCUCUCGAAUACGCGACGCCAUCUUCCCUGUUGCCAGGUUCUGACGUGCUCGCUUUCCAUCAAAGUCUACCGGGUUACGGCGCGACUCCAUUGAUCGAGCUUCCGUCCAUUGCACACGACCUGCACGUCAAGCGGCUAUUCUUGAAGGACGAAUCCUCGCGAUUGGGAUUACCUGCGUUCAAGAUCCUCGGCGCGUCAUGGGCGGCCUACUGCGCGAUAAAACGGUACCUCAAACUUGACGUCGGUCCGUACAUUGAGGACCUCGCCAGAGAAGUGAAAGGGAAGGGCAUCGCGUUGUUUGCUGCGACGCAGGGCAACCAUGGUCGAGCCGUGGCGAGGAUGGCGAGGCUGCUGGGAAUAGGCUGCAAGAUCUUCGUUCCUCGAGGUAUGCUCAGUACCACCAAGGUGCUUAUCGCAGGAGAGGGCGCGGAAAUAGUCGAAACGCCUGGAGACUACGAUGCAGCAGUGCAGGAGGCCAGCAUAGCCUCCAAAGAUGUGGAGGGAGGAAUCUUGGUCGAGGACACAGCAUUCAAAGGCUACGAGGAGAUCCCAAAGUGGAUCGUAGAGGGGUACACGACCUUGAUGGUAGAGCUUGAGAGGCAAGUACUCGCGUCAACGGGAGGCAAGCACGCGGACAUCGUGAUCGUUCCAGUCGGCGUCGGAUCGCUGGCACAGGCUGUGGUCACUUAUGCAAAGCGGAUGGGCUGCGGCGGCAACACGAGAAUCGUGACGGUUGAACCAGACACAGCAGCAUGUCUCAAGAAAGGCCUCCUGAAUUGUGCUUCUAGCGCAUCCGCUCCUGCUGAGAUUGAUACGGCCUCCACGAUCAUGGCGGGUCUUCACUGCGGGACGGUUUCUUCGCUUGCGUGGCCAAUUCUCCGGGAAGGCGUUGACGUAUGCGUAUCCGUGCCGGACAUCGAGGUCCAUCGAGCAGUGCAAGAGCUGCACGCGGCGGGUGUCGACGUCGGCCCGUGCGGUGCCGCACCAUUGGCUGCCCUGCGUCUCCUAGCUGCUCAGUCCGAAGUGGACAUACUGCACGAUGACAGCGUCGUUGCCCUUCUUGCCACCGAGGGUCCGCACGACUACGCUCUUCCUCUUGACACUACGACGACGGAUCCAAUUGCGCUCACCCAAAUCCUCACUGGCAUCGACUCGUCGAACCCAGAUUUGAGCAGGCACGCUGGAACGGGCGAAGCAAUCAUCGCCGAAUACCUCAUGGGCUGGCUCAUGCAUCACGAAUUCGAGGUACACAGGCUAGAAUCCCGUCCUGGUCGUCCAAGCGUCGUGGGCGUGGCAAGAGGGAGUGGGGGAGGCAAGGCGCUGAUGUUCAACGGGCACAUCGAUACGGUGACAACGGCCGGAUAUCUCGGGAAUCCGCUGAGUGGCGAGAUCAAGGACGGUGCCGUGCACGGUCGGGGAUCGUUCGACAUGAAAGCAGGGGUCGCAGCCUCGCUCAUUGCUGCCUAUCAAGCGCGCGAGACGCAGCAGUUGAAGGGCGAUAUUAUCCUUGCUCUUGUUGCUGACGAGGAGAAUAUGAGUCUCGGCAUAGAGGAGCUGCUUGCAGCUGGCUGGCGCGCAGAUGCCGCCGUCGUCAGCGAGCCGACGAGUCUUGAGCUACAGCUGUGCCACAAGGGCUUCGUUUGGGCGAACGUAGACAUCAUCGGUAAAGCUGGCCAUGGGUCGCGUCCAGACCUCGCUGUAGAUGCAAUCGCCAAAGCGGGCGACUUCCUCGUUGCCUUUGAAAAAUAUGGUGAGGACCUACUGGCAAGCCGAGUAGAGGGUGCAGCGAGGCAUCUUAUUCUGGGAACGGGCACAGUACACUGCAGUCUCAUCAAAGGCGGAGAAGAGUUGUCGUCCUAUCCGGCGCGAUGCACGGUAUCUGUCGAGCGGAGAACGGUACCUGGCGAGACGCCGCAGUUAGUGGAGCUGGAACUACAUGCUCUUCUCGACAAGCUCGCGCGAGAGGCGCCCGACUUCAAGUCUGAGCUUCACAUGGGAAUUUUCAGACCACCGUUCGAGAUCGAGAAGGGACAUCCAUUUGCGAACUUGGUUGCUAGACAUGCACGCGAGGUCUUGGGGGAAGAGGUGAAACUUGCUGGCGCAUCGUUCUGGGCAGACAGCGCACUUUUGGCGGACAAUGGUAUCCCUUCGCUUCUGUUUGGUGUGCAAGGAGGAGGGGCGCAUUCGUCGGAGGAGUGGGCAACAGUGGAUAGCAUCGCGAGGGUGACUGAGAUUCUCACUCGCGUAGCCAUCGAGUUUUGUGAUUGAGCUUGCACAAACUCCGCGCAUAUAGUCAUCGAAUGUUCCUGGAUACAUGUCGCCAAUUGUUUGGGCAUCAUGAGAAGAUACGAAUUGGUCAUAAAUCAGCGGGGUUGCAUGACAAUAGAAAUUCAUUAGUGCCUCUGUAAUACCGGACAGAGAUUACAACAUGGUUGCCGUUUUGAAAGCGCGCG